AUGUGUGGUAAAGGUUACGAAGAAACGUUCACAAUAUCACAAUUAUCACCAAAAUCGGCUAUCAUCGAUCAAUCAUCCGUUGACGGAUUACUACAAACCAGUCAAACGGCAAACAUAGACUUAAAAAUAGAACCUAGUAUUAGUAUUAAUGUAGAAAAACUUCAAAUUAAUGAUAAUGACGGUUCAGAUGAACCUACGACUUUAACCAAAUCUGCUGAUCCAAUCAGAAGUUCAAGAGCAAUAAGCACAGAUGAAAUUCCAACAUCAAAUAAUGAAAUUGAUAAUCAUUUAGAGAUACACAAUAAAAGAAAAUAUUACGAUAUACAUCCAACCAAAACCAUAUCGUAUUUACGAAGUGAUGGUGAAGUUAUGCUGUCUUCGGAAGGUUUCGGAGACAGGCUGGAGUUCAGGUUGCCGGGGGAAGGGAAGCGGGUUCCAAAAGCGCGGGCACUGGCGCCGAUGGGACCCAGAAUACGGCCUACUGCAGUGCAGCCGAUCUUUGCGACAGCUACCCCUAAAGAUGGUCCCAGACAGAACUCAGAUAUCCAGAAUAUCAUUACUGGAAUCGUCAAACUUUUGAAUGGAAAUGUUAACGUUCAAGCCAAUUCUCAGCUCUUGCGUCCUGGACGUCCUAUGGCCUCAAGAAUCAAUAACCGGGGUCCUCCAAGAAUAUCAGAUGUUCCUCCAAUGCCAGAAUUUGACGGUCCAAUCACUCCACCUCCUCAACUUUUCCAUCAAACUAAAACUCCUCCUCCAUAUCCAUUUGAUAGACCACCGGUGCAUGUAAAUUUGCCAGAACAGAUUGUACCACCACUGAACAGACCAAGUUUCCACAGACCGUUACCUCCUUGGCAAAGACCGCCGAGACCUAGGCCACCAAACAGAAGACCAAACCCCGGACUGCCCCUUUAUAAGCCAAAUUUACCACCAUUACCUGAUAUACCAGACAUUUCAGAUACUGAGGAAGAUCCAAACGAUGCCAGCGCAAACGAAAAUGAGACUACUCACUCAGAAAAUACAAUUCACAAUGAAGAUCAGUCCAUUCAUUCUUUAUCGUCUGAAGUCAGUAUUACAGAACCUGAUGUUGUUAAAGAAGAUAAGCAAGAGACGACUACAAUAUAUGAUACGAGUACAGCUUCUUCUAGUACAACUACGACUACUACUACAACUACGACAGAAGCAGCAACGACGCAGAAGUCGACCACCCAACCACCGACCUCUACAGAAAAAGCAACCACCACACAAAAGCCAACUACUACAGAAAGACCGACUACUACAGAAAAACCGACUACUACAGAAAGACCGACUACUACAGAAAAAUCAUCUACCACUACAGAAAAAAAAGUUGAAAAAUCAAAGAAUGACAAAAAGAAAGAAACAGUUAUAAGCGAGAAAGAAAAAACAAAAGAAAAAGUUAAACUGGAAGAUAAACCUUCUAACAAAACUAAAAAUGAAUUUGACCAGGUCAUCCAAAUCGUGGAGCCAUCGAUACCGGUGAGACCUAGUAGUACAGUGUCCAUUGCUACUCCGACUCCAACUGAAGGAUUGAUCAGUGCAGCUCCAACCGUCAAUGUAACAACAUCUACUCCAAGUCUUAUUGAGUCUUCAUCGAUAAAUUCAGAGCCAAUACCGACUUCCCAAUCACCAGGCAUCUCCUACCACCCCUACCGUCCUCGUCCCGGCAUAGUCCUGGACGAUCCGGACUUCAAACCCCACGGCACUAGGUACAGGCCUGACGCUUCCGUGAUCACCGCUGUGGAUACCAAACCUCCAGGGUAUGGAGAGAUCUUUGACGUCACCGUGUCUGCUAUACAGGGCUUGGGAUCAGAUAAAGGCGGUGCUUCAGUUCAUAUAGAAAACGUAAACAUUGGUCAUGAGCAUCACCAAGAUGACAUCAUAGUCUCUGCAUCAGGAGAGCAGGGCUUCGUCUCCAUAGACGGCAAGAGGACGUACCUCAACCUCUUCGAUACUUCCACUCCUGGACCGACCAUCAAGCCGACUCAUGUACAGAGUUUGCCGCAAUCUGUUCCACCCAUCCCCCCGCCUCCAGUAGAACAGACACUAGGAACAGGUGUCGCCAUCCCAGCGGAUGAUGUACCGCAGCCACCAGUCAGGAGACCUGCACAGCAUCCGCAACAUCCUCACCCUCAACACCCGCCCCUCCACAGACCACAACAAGGGUAUAGAAGACCUCAGCCUACUGUUAGAAUCGACACGUGCAUAGUGGGAGAUGAUUCCACUUGUGAUCAGACACAGAACGAGAAGUGUAGAACUGAAGCUGGUAUCUCCAGCUGCCAGUGCCGUCCAGGUUACGCGCGCCGUGUCCACAGAGACCCUUGCCGAAGGGUCGUGUCGCUACUUCUCAAUAUGAGGGUUGACAGGUUCCAUGAUAGAAAGGUGGCGUGGGACGCUAAGCUGGCUGAUAAGGAUACAGACCCUUAUCAGCAGUUGAGUUAUGAAGCUGUGAGAGCUGUGGAUUCAGCUUUCUCCAUGACUCCGUUUUCUGAUGACUUCGUGAGUGGCUCAGUCAACUCUAUAUAUAAGGGGGACGAGGACAACCCAGGGGUGUACGUCAACCUCACAGUGUUGAUGCAGGAGACCCCAGAAACCUCCCGGUCCCAGGUGGCGGUUGACAUACAGAAGCAUCUGCUAGGAGUGAUCAGAAGACGCUCCAACAACAUCGGCUCCUCAACACUCUGGGUACACUCUCCAGCCGGCAGUGUGCUGCCUUUACAUGAUGUCGAUGAAUGUUCAUCAUCAGAUUUGAAUGACUGCCAUCAGCUAGCGACUUGCACCAACACUUGGGGUGGAUUCAGAUGCAUGUGUCCCGACACGACCCUGGACGCGGCUCCCUCCCCCUCCCGCCAGGGUAGAGAAUGCAAGUCAUGCGCCUCCUCGCACUGCAACGAGCGCGGGGUCUGCAAGUACGCCAGUGGACAACCUUACUGCAGUUGUUCAUCAGGAUACUACGGGUCUACCUGCGAAGUUGACGGUGAAGUUGUGGGGGUGGCGGUGGGAGCCUCUCUAGCCGCUGCCCUCGUCAUCGCUCUCACUCUCGCUGCUCUCAUGUCCUGGAGUCGCAAAUGGUCCCGUGAGCAGAAGGCAGUUGGUAUGGGCUCCCCGAUCUUCAACUAUAUGGCGGCGAACACUGUUAAAACCCCACCAGUGGGACAACCACCUUACCAGGUGACGCUUGAAGAAAGGAUGCGGUGGGCACAAAUCGCAGAAGCGAUGGCACAAGCCAGUCACUAUGCGCCGGAGGGAGGGCAGGGCAUAUCGACGCGCCCCUCUUCAGCCAUGUUCGGCGGGUACCCCACACUACCUCCGGUGCCUUUGCCCAGCAGUCAUGAAAUGUCCUACAGGAUGGGGUUGCACAACCAUCACUCUGGCACCAUGAACACGGUCACCUCCCGGGCCAACACUUCGGCCUCGCAUCACAACUUGUAUGGCUACUCAAACCAGAUGGCGACAGAGUCGACCAGCUCUGAAGCCUCCAGUCACGUGCAGGAGAGGGCCGACCUCCUCGUGCCUCGGCCCAAGUCUAGAGCCAGCAGGAGUAUGCACAAUCAAACCGGAAUAUACUACGAUGUGGAUUACGAAAACGCGCCUGAAGCCAUCUACGGCACUAAAGGCAUUCCUCUUUCAACGUACACAGUGAGUAGAGGACCACCCUUCUACAGGACAUAG
Messenger RNA from Arctia plantaginis, 3687 nucleotides. Lineage: Eukaryota; Metazoa; Arthropoda; Insecta; Lepidoptera; Erebidae. The record is from the annotation of a GenBank genome assembly.